AUGCACGUGAAGCUAUAUCGGCUUUUGCCGACAGCUGCAAAUUUGUCGAGCAUGUCUACUUCGACCGUCAAAACAUCGCGUCUGCCAGAGGCGUCCCCCUCCUCCUCGUCCCAGCCUCUUUGCUCACAGUGCUCGCGCAGUUGCGCAAUCUACACCUGUCCUGGCUGCUCCGUCCGCACCUGCUCUCUCCCAUGCUCCUCCGCGCACAAGACUGCCACAGGCUGCUCUGGAAUGCGCAAUCGGGCAGCGUAUGUCCCGAUGAAUCGGUAUGGCUGGGGCGCCAUGAUGGAUGACUACACGUUCUUGGAGGACGUGGGAAGGAAAAUCAGCGAAGUCGGGGUUGAAAUCGCGAGAGGCGGUUUCCAGGAUCGGUCUGCUGAUGCAGUCGGGAUGGGCCGAGGGAGGGGCCGAGGGAGAGGUAGAGGACGUGGUGGGAAGCAUACCGCACAUGGGAGAUCAAAACGCGAUGUUCUAUGCAUGCAGUUGGAAACACAAGAUAUCAACAUGGAGGUCUUGCCAGCCGGGAUGGACAAGCAUAGAAUAAACCAGUCGUCUUGGAACUUCAGAUCUCAGUCUGCACUACUGACAAUCGAAUUCCGAUUUCACCGACCACCUGAUCCAUUGCUUCCGCCAUCCGAGAAGUCAGACCCACCAUAUUCGCUGCUUACCCAUCGGAAUCGCCUCGAGUCCCCUCUAUCCACACUUCUCAGCUUGCUCGCCGCGCCGAAAAAGAGCAAGGACAGCGCAGCUCCCUCAUGGGUGCAUGCGAUGAUCGAUGAGGAUGCUCAACCCCAAUGCCUGUUACGUGCGCCCCGAAACCCACUGAGACGCACAAGACACCGAACCUAUCUUCGCCUAGACACAAGUCAGACGCUGGGUGAAGUCCUGAAGGGAACACAUUUCGUUGAAUAUCCGACGAUCGAAGUGUGGGAGGAGUUCACCGGCCUAGUGGUGGACAAAGUGGGCAACAUUACCGAGGCCGGCGUUUGGGAAGAGGAAGACGAUGGCGAUGCAAAGAGAAGAAAACGGAGGAAGGUGGAUGGGGAAGCCAUCGCCGGUUUGCUGGACGGAUAUGGUAGCAGCAGUGAUGAGGAAGAGAUCCUGGUACCAAAGCCGGAAAGCAAACGCAAUGCACUCGACAUGUUGGGAAAAUAUUCUGGGAGCGAAGACGGCGACGAAGACCUAGACGCAACGGAAUUACUGGAUUCCGACGGCGACGAGCAGGAAAUCAGUCCCGCCGCGCUCUUGGAACUCAUGCGUUCAGUACGAGGAGAUGCAAAUUGGAUGCCAGAGGGGGAAGAGGGUCACGAGGAAGACAUAGAUUGGGGAGAGUUGGAUUCCGACAAUCCUUAG
Molecule: messenger RNA, 1353 nt
Organism: Mycena citricolor
Lineage: Eukaryota; Fungi; Basidiomycota; Agaricomycetes; Agaricales; Mycenaceae
Source: the annotation of a GenBank genome assembly